Symbiodinium sp. CCMP2592 is the source of this 786-nucleotide messenger RNA. The record is from the annotation of a GenBank genome assembly. Lineage: Eukaryota; Dinophyceae; Suessiales; Symbiodiniaceae.
AUGUCCUUUACAGACGUUCGGCAGCCAGACAUCAGCCUUUCCUCGCCGCUAGUGACGGAGUUCACCGCAGGGCAAAUGGUCAAUGUCGUGGAAGUGGUCCUGGAUUUUUUCGACGAAGACCAGUAUGCCUCUCGCAAGCGCGGCCGAGUGGAGAAUCCGGCCGGGUGGAUCUCACUCGUCGAUCGGGAUUCCGGCUACCGCUUUGCUGAGCGUUUGGCGAACCCUGUACCGUCGGGAAUGUAUGUGAUGAAGGCGGACGCUGCAGCGGUCACCGAACCCGGAGGAACAGAGGUGGUAAGCCACCUACACGCGGCAGACUCGGUGCAGGUGGUAAACUUCAAGCAAGUGGAUGGGCAAGUCUGGGCUCAAUCAGUUGUUGGAGGAUGGCUAGUGUUGGCUGAUGCAGAGUACCGGCCGGAUCUGCCUAUUGCGACCAGCCCGGAGGAGGCGAAGAUGCCGCGAGAUGCACCGAAAUGGGUUGCUGAUGGUUUGCUCUGCCAUCUCCAGCGCCAGCAUCGGAAUAUGCUGCGCAUCACAGAGCAUUUCCAAGACAUCCAGCAGGGCUUCGAGAAGCUGGGACUGGAGCUCGAACCGGUGCUGGAGAUCGCCGAGCCGGAAGCCCCCAUGUUCGACCAAAUGCUGCAGCCGGCGCGGUUUGCGCAGUCGAACCCAGACCGUGUGGCGGUGCGCCGGGAAAAACCUGCGGUGAAUCUGCCGCGCCCGAGUGCUACAAUGACAUCGCAGGCUCUGAAGAGUCGGCUCAAUCACUUCUUAACGUCCAUCUGA